AAAAGAAAAAGGUUUUGACUUUUAGAUAUGAUGACAUUAAUGGGACAGCCUUAGACCACCUAGACAUUAUAUAAGCGACAACACGCCAACUUGCAGCAUUGGGCAUCUGAAGUGUUCACGACAUCGGGUCUCUUACUCAACCGAAAAUGUUUGUCAUUCUUAAAGCUUUGGUCUUUGCUUUUCUGAUAGACAAAGUCUACACCGGAUCUGUGUCAUGUCACCCCCACAACUGUAUAGCAGGGCAGGCCUACUGUCAGGACUAUGGAUCAAACUGCGUCUGUUAUAAACCUUAUAGCUGGGGACGUGGAGACUUCGGUUGUUAUCGUGACAACGAGAUCUCAGCUGAGGUGAAGAAUGACCCUGAACUGACCACCUUUAACAACGACACCGUCAAGUUUCAAUACCCAUGUCGGUACCUGCUGACCGAGCUAGAACUUCAGCUUCAGAAUGCCCACGGUAAAGAGAUUGGACAGUGUUUUUUUAAGGUCCACGCUUUCCACAAGAGAAUUAACGGAAAGAUCGUUGUUGACGGCCUUGAGAUUGCUGCCAAAUUUCUGGUGGGCUACGAUCAUGAGAAGUCUCUGUCCAUCAUCACGUAUGGCCAGGAGGGACACGUGACACUUGGAGGAACUGACAAUCACUACCUUGACAACGGGCCAUACGACGAUGAGCUUACCCACGGACCGGUCAUCUACUCCGACUCGGACAGCAACCUCCACGUCAAGCGUUACCUCAACUCUCACAACAGGCAGUACGUCUUCGAGGUUGAAGGAUGCGGGUUCAGAUCCACGUUUGUCCCCUUCGAUCUGCAUGACGGGAUUAAGAGUGCCUACAUACCAGGCAUCUCCGUCGCUGUCGACUGCGAUAACCAUCCACAAUGGUUGAACACACACAAAGUUUUGGCUCUCCCACCGGCCAGUCAGGGAGGCCCAACCAUUGGAUCCAUCGCUCACGAGGUUGGACUGACCAGACAACAGGCCAUGGCCUACAGAGCCUUCACCGCCCACGUGGAACAAUCUCAGCCUGACAGUUGUCAAGAAUGUACCGACGUGGCUGACUCGUUCAAGAAGUGCAGCGAUCAUGAGCUGUCUGUUGCUUGGGACAAGUGCUACUGGAUACUAGACACUCCCAGUUUCAUUCGAUGCCUCUCCAAAGACUACCCAAAUACAUCCUCAGAAUCGCAUCUUUCCUAUUUCGCUACGUGUAUUGAACAUUACUGUGAUGGGUUCCAUCAGUGCGAUGAGCUGCGCAAGUGUUCCUGUCACAACGACCACCUGGACAACAUCCUCAGCUCCACCUGCAAAUACUAAACUACUCCAUCGCUAGGAAAGGGUGUCAAUGGGAAACUGGGUCCUAUGAAAAUGAUACUGUAUUAAAUGUAAUUGCUUUUAAAAAAAAUAUGCCUUAUCCUUGAAAUGCUAUUUUCUCUUCAUUAGUAAUAAAAUUUUUAUUUCUAAUA
This is a messenger RNA of Biomphalaria glabrata, 1459 nucleotides long. RefSeq lists its product as uncharacterized. The transcript is spliced from 10 exons. NCBI's taxonomy places the organism in Eukaryota, Metazoa, Mollusca, Gastropoda, Planorbidae. Bases 147 to 1310 code for a protein of 387 amino acids. The record is from RefSeq and is a predicted model, not a curated record.